AUGGGGAAUUUUAAAAACAACACUUUUGUAUUAAAAAGAAUUGCUGUUCGAGCAGCGGCCGUUGCUCUCUGUGUUGCAGUUGUGGGGAUUGUGUGCAGUGGCGCGAAAAACAGCAUGGGCUCUAUAAACGAUCCGGUCAAAGCCCCUCCGAAAGACUUGGCAGACUUUCUAUGGAUCUCGCUGUUCAAAACAAUCAAAAUACUCAGCCUAAUCUCAGAGUCCAUGCUUUCUGUUAACAUGGUUUACAUGGCGACUAAUCCCGGGGUGGUGUGCAAGAUCGCGUGUUUUGUGCAGUUUGUGGUGGCGUCUCUAUUUGUGGUGAAUCUUAAAACAAACAUGAAAAACCUGUUUGAGGCUUUCUCUGGCGAGAGAUAUGUGCUUUUCAAACAUGCCAGUGUCUCUGGGAAGGAAGCUCCGCUCAGCACGAGCCCCAUUAAAAAAACCAGUUCUUCCUUAAAACCCAAAAAGCAGGAAGACAUGACGGGCAAAGGCACAGGGAGCAAGCACACGCCAAUCUCCAUGCCAGAAGUUGACAUGGCCGACCCGCUCGUUGACACGCCUGCUCUGUCUUUCGUAAGGAAUCUGUCCCUGUUCACAAUUGGCGCUGUCUAUGUGUUUUCUCUGGUAAAAACUUUGCUUUUUAUUGGGGGGGUUUCUUUCUUGCUGCUUGAUAGCUUUGUUUUGUCAAACUGGAUGUCCGGGGUUCUAUACGGAAAGUUCCCAUUUUUCUCGGUUUUUGUGGACAUGCUUGCGCUGCUUUCCCAGGCUUCGUGCAGCCCCAAGGGAACACUCCUGUCCGGGGCCCUGCUGUUUUUUGGCGCGUCACUUAGCGACUACUACAACGUGCUGGCCGAACAGAACAGCUACAGAAGGAAGGUUUUUCUGUUCCGAAAGAACAGGAAGGUGCUUGGGAACGUCUUGGUUCGGGGCUUUUUGCUUUUCUUGAUUAUUUCGCUCAAUCUAAACAUCUUUAUUGUUUUCAUGGAUCCCAUUGUUGAAAUGGCGCUGUCAAAGAAAACCGGGGACAUAAUAAUAACAUUGCUUUGUCCCGGCAAAGAGCCGAGAUUGAUCAGAGAUGAAAACCGAAAAGGGAUAAACUAUGACAAAGAGUUGAAAGCCAGCAAAAUAAUCCGCGCUGUGGGCGUGGCUUUUUCGGGGAUAUAUGCGAUUAUUGCCCUCAAGACACUAUUCUUUGCACAUGGAGAGGCCAUGUUUAACGUUGUGAGCGGCGCGCGCUCGAACAAUUUCAUACCGAUAGGAUGA
Messenger RNA from Nematocida major, 1263 nucleotides. RefSeq lists its product as uncharacterized. The transcript has a single exon. NCBI's taxonomy places the organism in Eukaryota, Fungi, Microsporidia. The coding region runs from base 1 to 1263 and encodes 420 amino acids. The record is from RefSeq and is a predicted model, not a curated record.